GUAUUUUUGAGAUUAUUUAAGAUUUUUAUGACUAGAGAUAUUUUAACUUCUACACACGUGGCUUUAUCUCUGAUGUUUUCAUUUUAAAAUGUAAGCACAUAUAACUUUUUAGUCCCUGCAUGUAACAACACAGACUGGUCGCUUUCAGUAAAUGUACCCUGUCGCAGAACGUUUAACGUCUUCCUGCAUCGGUUUACGUUAGUCACUGCAAUGAGGGACAAGUCUGCAGUUUUCGUGGUACUUUUUAUCUGAGUGUGUCUUUUACAGACUGACACUCUGUUGGAGGAUGGACCCUGUAGUGCUGAGCUACCAGGACAGCCUGCUGCGGCGCUCUGAUGUGUCCUUACUGGAAGGGCCUUACUGGCUCAAUGACCAGGUCAUUGGUUUUGCCUUUGAGUACUUUGCUGCUGAGCGCUUCAGAGUCCUGGGGGAGACCAUCACCUUCAUCAGCCCGGAGGUCACCCAGUUCAUCAAGUGUGCUUCCUGCCCUGAUGAGUUAGCCUUGUUCCUGGAGCCGCUGGACCUCGCCUCUCGCCACUGGGUCUUCCUCGCUGUCAACGACAACUCCAACCAGAGCGCCGGCGGAUCCCACUGGAGCCUUUUGGUCUACCAUCACAACUCCAACCACUUUGCACACUAUGACUCUCAAAACGGCAGCAAUUCCCUGCACGCGCGACGUAUCGCCAGCAAGCUGGAGCCUUUCCUUGGCGCGGGGAGGAAAGCGAUGUUUGUGGAGGAGCCCUGUCCGUCACAGCAGAACAGCUAUGACUGUGGCAUGUAUGUUAUCUGCAUCGCGGAGGCCUUGUGCGAGAAGGCCAGGGUGGAGGGCUCGCCACGCCUCCCCGUGCAGAUCAUCACCCCAGCCUACAUCACUCAGAAGAGGGCUGAGUGGUGCAGACUGAUCCAGAGUCUAGCUCAGAACGACCUCUGCUGCGCUCUGUCCUUCCCUUAGCACGUCGAUCGACCCUCACUAUAUGCAGAACAGCUGUCGGCCUCGACAUAUCUACUGCUGGAGCCUCUGAAUGCACUCCUUCAAUACAGUAUAUAACUACAUAUAUUUCUAUUACAGUCUCUGUCAUACUCCAUAAAAGAAAAAUCUCUAACGAUUUAUUGGUGUCAUGUUUACGCCUUGUAUAUGCACAGCAACAUACAAAAUGUAAACCUGAACACCGGCAUGCCUAUAAAGGAAUUUACUCCCAUGUACAUAUUUACAGAGGAUGGAGAAUGUCAUGUCAAAGACGAGGCACAGACUUUUCUUUUUCUCCAUUGUGUUGGUUUGGGGCGAAUGUAGAAAUGUUUACACAGAUUAUUGCUCAGGGUCAUUUUAAAUGAACUAGAAUUGACGAUAAGAAUGUGAACCUUAACUUUGGCUCCUACUUUACGUCGCAUAUUCAUUUUGUCUCUGUUUGAACGGGCAAACAAACUUUUUAGUUUUAAAGAAAAUUGCUGUACGAGGGUGAAUCGUGCUGUGACUGUUUGAGACAAAGGGCAAUGUUGAGUGGUGGAAUGUACGAUAUGUUCUCACAAAAAACAAGUAUCAAACCUACUGUCUGUUGAUCUAAUAAAAUUUUAUUGUUGUCACAUUUUUGUUGACAAAAUGGUAAA
Molecule: messenger RNA, 1605 nt
Organism: Centropristis striata (black sea bass)
Lineage: Eukaryota; Metazoa; Chordata; Actinopteri; Perciformes; Serranidae
Gene: senp8
Product: SUMO peptidase family member, NEDD8 specific
Exons: 2
Coding region: 287-952 (221 amino acids)
Biological process (GO): proteolysis
Molecular function (GO): deNEDDylase activity; cysteine-type peptidase activity
Source: RefSeq, a predicted model, not a curated record